Actinia tenebrosa (Australian red waratah sea anemone) is the source of this 1359-nucleotide messenger RNA. RefSeq names its product carboxypeptidase B. The record is from RefSeq and is a predicted model, not a curated record. Gene Ontology annotation, biological process: proteolysis. Gene Ontology annotation, molecular function: metallocarboxypeptidase activity; zinc ion binding. Lineage: Eukaryota; Metazoa; Cnidaria; Anthozoa; Actiniaria; Actiniidae.
ACACGGAGGUUACUUAAGAAAAGCAUGUAGCAGGACUCAUUCGCUUUCAGUGUAUACUAUACCGAGUCGGUCCACCAUCAUGAGGAGGGCAUCGCAAGUAGUUCUUGGCUUGCUGUUUCUAGCAGUUGGAAUUGUAUGUUCAUUUGCUAAUCAAAGGGAUGUGGUUUACAAGGUUAUACCACGUGACCAAAGGCAGGUCGAUUUUCUCGAUGGACUGCUCAAGAAUGACCCAUCUCUUGAUUUUUGGGUUUUUCCUGUCAGCCCAGGGACUGACGUCAUAAUACACAUCAAAGAAGGACAAACGAAAGCCUUUGAACAGAUGAUGGAAGAAAAUGAUCUGACAUAUUCUAUCGCUAUCCAUGAUCUGGAACCUCUAUUACAGAAAGAAAAAAUACAAUCUAGAGCAGGAGGGUUUGACGCCAGCUACCACGACCUUGACCAGAUUCACCGAGAAAUCAAGACCCUUGCCAGUGCACAUAGUGACGUCGCGUCCAUUAUCAACCUUGGAAAAUCUCACGAACAAAGAGACAUGUUGGCAAUCAAGAUUAAACAAGGAUCUGGCAGAAAAGAUCUGUUUUUCUUUAACUGUGGUAUUCAUGCUCGAGAAUGGAUUAGCCCUGCAACUUGUAUGUAUAUGAUACGAAAGAUUCUUGAAACGCGUAAUAACGAUGCUGAUGUUCAAUACAUGUUGUCACGGUUUGAGUGGGUAAUCUUACCUGUCCUUAACGUGGAUGGAUAUCAACAUACUCGAACAAGAAGUCGCAUGUGGCGUAAGACUCGUAAGGCGUAUGGCAGCUGCUAUGGUGCUGAUCCAAAUCGUAACUUUAACUAUCGUUGGGCUGGUGUCGGUACUUCCAGUUCGAAAUGCUCAGACAUUUUCACAGGAAGUCAUGGAUUUUCGGAGAUUGAAACUUACAAUGUUGGCAAAUACUUGUAUGGACGAAGGAAAGAGUUAAAGGGAUACAUUGAUUUUCAUGCUUAUAGCCAGUUAUGGAUGAGUCCUUGGGGAUAUACGAACAGUUAUCCACCUCAAUACGCUAGGCAAGAGAAAGCAAUGAAAGCUGCAGUGAAGGCUCUUUCGGCGGUUCAUGGCACUUACUAUAGAUAUGGACCAGCUGCAAUCACAAUAUAUCCUACAACUGGUGAUACAACUGACUGGACAUUUGGAGUGUUGGGUGUGGUCCAUUCGUAUUGUGUGGAACUGAGGCCACGAUCGAGUAACCCAGGUUUUAUUUUGCCCCCAGAUAAGAUCAUUCCUGUUGGCCAGGAAACUCUUGCUGGACUUAAAGCAUUGACUAGAAAUAUGACAUAAUAUGAUGAUCAGAUGAUAAAUUAAAUGAUCCAUUUGGCCUAAAAAUA